Molecule: messenger RNA, 702 nt
Organism: Pediculus humanus corporis (human body louse)
Lineage: Eukaryota; Metazoa; Arthropoda; Insecta; Psocodea; Pediculidae
Exons: 2
Coding region: 1-702 (233 amino acids)
Source: RefSeq, a predicted model, not a curated record
AUGGUCAGAUAUAGAUAUUGGAUUAAACAGCCUGUAAAAUUUAAAAUGAAUUUAUUACCAUCAUCAACUGCGGAAGAAAAAGACGAUACACCUCAAGAACGGGAAGAAAAAGGCGAUUUAACAAAAGAACAAGAACAGGAAGAAAUAUCCGAAGUCAGCGAUAAAGAAAAAGUAAAAAGUAAGAGAAAUCAAAAAGGUAGUUUAAAAAGUGCAAUCAAACCCAAAAAAGAACCACCGGGUUCGACAACGACCGAAAUCCCGAUGAAGGGAAGGAUAAUGAAUACAAUCGCCGAAGAAACAAAUAACGUGGAAGUCUCGGUUCAAUUAGAAUUGCCAUCCGAUAAGACAAAAGACACAGGGUAUUCAACUGUUAGCUUAUUCAGCACCGAUUCUCAAAAGAAUGUCACACUUCCAGCGACAGAAUUUAAAAAAAUUACAACUGUCGAAAAAAUAUGUCCGAAAAAAGUUGAAACGGUCGUUGUGAGCGAACUGACACCCAUAAUAACAAUUAAACGUCAAGGUAAUAAAGAAACAAUUGAAAAAAAAACUCCCAUUCUCAAGCAUACAACGACAACGACAAUUGUUAAAAAGACAACUUUGACUACAACCGAAAAAACAACAACCAUAGGAAAUCCAAAUUCUUCAAAAAAUGAAAACGAACAACAACAACAACUCGAAAAAAAAAUUCAUAGAAAAGACUAA